Dunckerocampus dactyliophorus (ringed pipefish) is the source of this 2898-nucleotide messenger RNA. It is a transcript of the gene irf10, whose product is annotated as interferon regulatory factor 10. Gene Ontology annotation, molecular function: RNA polymerase II cis-regulatory region sequence-specific DNA binding; protein binding; DNA-binding transcription factor activity, RNA polymerase II-specific. The transcript is spliced from 8 exons. Gene Ontology annotation, cellular component: nucleus. The record is from RefSeq and is a predicted model, not a curated record. The coding region runs from base 1023 to 2240 and encodes 405 amino acids. Gene Ontology annotation, biological process: regulation of transcription by RNA polymerase II; immune system process. NCBI's taxonomy places the organism in Eukaryota, Metazoa, Chordata, Actinopteri, Syngnathiformes, Syngnathidae.
UAAAUUGUCCAUAGGUAUGAAUGUGAGUGUGAAUGGUUGUUUGUCUAUAUGUGCCCUGCGAUUGGCUGGCGACCAGUCCAGGGUUUACCUCGCCUCUUGUCCAACUCAGCUGGGAUAGGCUCCAGCAUACCCGCGUGACCCUAGUGAGCAUAAGCGGCAUAGAAAGUGGAUGGAUGGAUGGAUGUAUUUCGAAUUGUUUUCUGCAUGUAAAACUAUAAAAACGUGUUUUGUGUUUGAAUUUUUGGAUUAAUUUGAUUAAAAUUAUUUUUUAUGGGAAAAUCUAAUCAGAGAAUAUGUUUUGGUUAGAGUCGGGCCUUCUGGAAUGGAUUAAUGAUGCUAACCAAGGUUCCACUGUAAUUAACUUAACUAUAAAAAAGCUUCAUUAUCAACUUAAAAUUUUGGGAUAAUAAUAAACAUGCGUUCUUCAAUACAAAUACGAAUUAAUAAAUACAUUUUAUUUAACGUUGUAUUCUAUUGUAUGUUUUUUCUGGAUUUGUUCCGCUCAAGCACGUUCAUACCGCCCUCUAGUGGUCCAACACUACAACCCUUUCUUUCUGGUUUUAUCAAAUUUUUCAUUGCGGCUGUUGAGAACAUCCGCAGCAUCCUUUGAGGGGAAAACCCCACCAAAGUUUCAAGGUGAAUCUUAGCGCCACUGUGUGCGCACAUAUCUCGACCCACAUGCCUCUCUUCUUCCCUCAUUUUCUUCUAACAUUCAUUUUAUGAUUCACAAGUACCAUAAUGUCUGUAUCUGUAAAAUUAAGUUGAAAACGUACUGCAGCAGGUCGCGCUGGCACAGAAGACGCUGCUGUUGGAGUUCUGCGUGUUGGAAAUGAUUAAACAGAAACGUGUUCUACUUGCAUGGGAAACCGAAAGUAUCUAGCGCGCUCAAAACUUUCGCUUUCGGUUACAUAAGACGUGAACCUAACUGGUGGUCCCUUUGAGUUUUAGUUUUGUAAACUUCAUCUGACAGCGGAAUGGCCGUCUGACGGCAGUCGGACUUUUUUUGGAGUUGCUACCGUGUGAUGAAGAUGAACGAAGGGCACAAGAAGCACCUGAAAGAGUGGCUCUUAGCUCAGGUGGAAAGUGGUGCGUUUGAGGGCCUGCGUUGGGAAGACGAGGAGAAAACCAUGUUCCGGAUCCCCUGGAAGCAUGCUGCCAAGAAGGACUACAAGGAGACGGACGAUGCUGCUCUCUUCAAGGCCUGGGCCUUGCACAAGGGCAAACACAGGGAGGGAAAGGAUCGAGCCAACCCCACCGUGUGGAAGACCCGUCUGCGGUGUGCACUUAAUAAGAGCACAGACUUCCAAAUGGUCCCUGAACUCAGCCAGCUGGACAUCUCUGAACCUUAUAAAGUAUACCGCAUCCAGCGAGAUGAGUCGCCACAGACAAAGGAUAGCAUGACCAUCCAAGUUAAGGCAUCGCCAAGGAGUCCCGGUGUCCUAGAAAUCGAGGAAUCAUUUCAAGCCUGUCAAGAAGAACCAGAAGAAGAACAACAACAUAAUGAGCUAAUAAGGGACCAUAUGUAUUGUGAGCCGACUGGGAAAAAAAGUCCCACUCAGCACUCUGCUUUGUUGACCUUCUGCAGCUCUAUUCACACCAUAUCAGAUUUUAGAAUGCAAGUGACAUUGUUGUACCACGGCCACAGUGUGAUGAGAUGUACCACUAAGAGUCCAGACGGGUGCUUUAUCGUGCAGGGUCGUGGUCCUGUAGGAAGUGAGCGUAUAUAUGGGCCUUGCACCGCACAACAGAUUUCCUUUCCUUCACCAAACUCCUUACACACAUCGUCAUACUUGUUGGAAGCGAUAAACCGCCUUCUGUGCCAUCUGGAAAGGGGUGUACUCUUAUGGGUUGCCCCUGACGGGGUGUUCAUCAAGCGGUUCUGCCAGGGCAGGGUGUACUGGAGUGGCCCCAUGGCCCCACACACUGAUCGGCCCAACAAAUUGGAGCGAGAGAAGACCUUGAAAUUGCUUGAUACUUCAAAAUUUCUCAACGAUCUUCAGAGCUGUUUUCAAGGAAAGGGAACACCACCACUGUAUAGGAUAGAACUCUGCUUUGGAGAGGAGUACCCGGACCCAGCAACCCCUAAAACCAGGAAGCUCGUCAUGGUUCAGGUGGUGCCCAUGUUUGCGGUGGAUCUGCUGCAGAGAUUCAGCUUGGAGGAGAUGAAGAACACCACCGACGGCCCCGACACAAAUGAUGGGAAAGCUGAGAAAGUCCAUGCUGCAGGGAGGCCGUUAUGAACCAGCCAAAGGUUUAUUUCUUCCUUUUACUGCCAUGGAAAACAGCAAAGAGCAGAAUUUUCCAAGAGAAAUGUUUGUAUAUGUUUCUGUAUGGGAAAUCUGUGAUCUUUUAGCACUGUAGAGCCUCUGAAGUCAAAUGCUUCGCUGGGUUAAACUAUUUGGGUUUUGCUUUUUCUUUGUCUUUGUGAUGGCAAAGGAAAAAAUAACUUCUGCUCUGAUUUUUUUGAAAGUUCCAAAAUAGUACACACAACUCUAUAUUGGUUGCUGAGCACAAUAAUGCAAAGUCAACAAUAAGAAUGAAAUGUGCAUGGAAUAGUGAGGCGCAUAUGUGAGGAAGCGUCCGCCCCACGUUUUAUUGUUUUUAAGUUUAUUAUGAACUGUGGUUAACUUCUCCUUAUGCUUAUAUGGCAGCUGAGAGUGUUAAAAAAAUGAGAUUGAUAAAUCAUUAUGUGACUCACCUUCCAUGAAGUAUCCUCCUUCUGCAAGAAAAAGAAAAUCUUAUCCGAACAAGGAACGGAUAGUGUUUGACUGAGGUUCCACGGUAUUGCAUUUUGCAUUUCUCUUCAACCAGACAAGAUACUUGCAUAUUUUUGUAACCUAAUAAAAGUUGUAAAUCAAGUGUUUUGCAAAGCUGUUUUCAACCAGUGCUGGGAAUAAA